GAUGUUGAAAAUUAUGCCGCAAAUUCUUUGCCAACAAAAAAAACCUCGAUGCCCAAAACUAAUCAUCAUCAUCACCGAAGUCAUCAUAAUCAUCAUCAUCGACCAUUAUUAAUACCAUAUAUGCCAAAACGUAUUAUAGUUUAUAAUUUUCUUCGAAGGCCAAAUAAUUUUCAUGCAAUUAUGUAUCAUGUUUCAUUGAUUAUUUUAAUUAUUAUUUCAUUACUUUGUUUUGCAGUUGCAACUAUUCCAGAAUUAACAGAAUCAAUUCGUCCGAUUUCAAUCAUAUUCGAUUCAUUAAUCUGUAUGUUUGUUAUUGGUGAAUCGGUUGCCAUUUAUUGGUCAUCAAGUUGUCAACCAAAAUAUCAAGGAAUUAAUGGUCGUUUAAGAUUUUUACGUUCAUUUUCCGGUUUAUUUGAUAUAAUGAUUUUAUUUGUUACAUUAACAAUUGCUUAUUGUCAUUAUACUGAUCAUAAAUUUUAUACUGUUAAUGAUAAAUAUUGGCUAUUUUUACGACUUGGUCAAUGGUUGCAUAUAUUACGUAUGGGUGAACGUUUUAAACCAUGGCUAUGGCUUAUAUUUGUUACAUUUGUUAUGUUUCUUGCUGAACAAACACAAAAUCAAACUGAUUUUACAUCAUUACCAAAAACAUUUUGGUGGUCAAUUGUUUCAUUAUUUACAAUUGGUUAUGGUGAUAUGACACCAGCUACCAAUGUAGGUAAAGUUUUAGCAUCAAUUUUUUUCUUUUUAUUCAUCUUUAAAUUUGCAUUACCGGCCGGUGUUCUAAGUACCGGAUUAGCACUUAAGAUUCAAGAACAACAACGUUGUCGACAUAUUAGUCAACGACGUUUAGCUGCUGUACGUUUUAUUAAAUUAGCAUGGCGUUAUUUUCAUUAUCGCAAACAUGAAAAUGGAGCCGUAUUUUCACGUCGAAAACGUUAUUCAACAAUGAAUAAUAAUAAUAAUAAUAAUAAUGAUGUUCAACGUAUAAAUCCACCGGAAAUUGUCUGUAUUCGUUUUAUAAUUACAUUACAAUUUCUAUUGGCAAGACGUAGAUUUCGUCGUGCUAUGCGUCCAUAUGAUUUUGGUGAUAUUAUGGAACAAUAUACUGUUGGACAUGAAGAAUUAAUCUGUCAAGUUGAUCGAUUAUAUUUACAAAUUGAUCGUCUUGAAAAACAAAUAAAACAAAAUCAAGAAAUACUUGAAAUUGUUGAACAACAAACAAAAUUAAAAUGA
Messenger RNA from Dermatophagoides pteronyssinus (European house dust mite), 1233 nucleotides. RefSeq names its product potassium voltage-gated channel subfamily KQT member 1-like. Gene Ontology annotation, biological process: potassium ion transmembrane transport. Gene Ontology annotation, molecular function: voltage-gated potassium channel activity. Gene Ontology annotation, cellular component: membrane; voltage-gated potassium channel complex. The record is from RefSeq and is a predicted model, not a curated record. NCBI's taxonomy places the organism in Eukaryota, Metazoa, Arthropoda, Arachnida, Sarcoptiformes, Pyroglyphidae.